AUGUACGUCGCUUCAUUCUUUACGUUGAUAAACACACCCUGCAGCAAUCUGACUGUGUGCCCAUACAGCAGCCACACUAGAUCCAUUCAUAAUUACACAGAUCUGUCCCAGAUCAGCUCCUCUAUAGAAGAUGUUUUAGAAUCUAAUCCCAGUACUCUCGUCAUCUUUAUUGCUCAUUCGCUCCAGACUCAUAUCAAGCAGGGUCCAGCAGCAUUCGGAUUAGGCUCCUCGAUUUCGGAUACCUGGGAGAUGACCCGAGAUAAGUCUGUUCGAUGGAAGACGACGGAGGAGACUAUGGGCCUAUAUCCAGGCCGAAUGUAA
Protopolystoma xenopodis is the source of this 321-nucleotide messenger RNA. The record is from the annotation of a GenBank genome assembly. NCBI's taxonomy places the organism in Eukaryota, Metazoa, Platyhelminthes, Monogenea, Polystomatidea, Polystomatidae.